Molecule: messenger RNA, 468 nt
Organism: Hymenoscyphus albidus
Lineage: Eukaryota; Fungi; Ascomycota; Leotiomycetes; Helotiales; Helotiaceae
Source: the annotation of a GenBank genome assembly
AUGGGUGCCAAAAGAAGGUAAGUAAGUAUUGAUUCUCGGAAGCGGAGGAGGGGAUGCGAAACGGCAGAGGGAUGACGAGGAAAGAAUUGAGUCUGAGAAGGUAUAGCGUAUGUGUUUUGUACUUACACCAGACGCCUCGAGAAAGGUACUUGCUUCGCACAAUUUCAGCUAUUCUUCUUCAGUGCUUUCUGCAAUUCAAUGGUUAGGAGAGGGAAAAUGUUGAUGAUUCGGGCGGGGUACUCAGAGAGUGCAAGCUUAAGCGAGAGUGGAAAGUUGAAGAGUACAGGCAAGGUGCCCACAGCAGAGAGGCUUCAUUGUGCCUGCUGCCUACUUACAAGAAUAGACUUGAAACUGCGUAUGGAGUCUGGAGACGCCAUUGCAUUGGCUAUUGUUCUUGGAUUUGUGCUGAACCAACGCCAGGAGCCUGAGGCAGGGGCAGAGCAUGCAGGACUUGCAAGUAUGGCGUAG